GGUUGACUGGGGCUUCAUGCUCGUGUUUGCACGGGGCUGGGGCUGGGGCUCGAGCGCCACCGCCGCUUGAUGGCUCGUGUUGUUAGUAAAGAGAAAGGUCCGGGCAGGUCCGUGGGACGGUGCGCGCUGGCUGGCAUUCCCGUGCCCCAAUCAGGAGUAACCUCGUCGGGUGUCUGCGGACACUAUUGGCUGGUGAGAAAAGAUGCUGUGCGCAAAACCAACCCCGCUCCCCUCACUCGCUUUACAGGAGUGGAGCAGAGAGGAUCAUCCGCUUUCCUUGCUGCUCAGCCGCACUGAUUAUAGAGCGAGAGAGAAAAAACGGGAGAGAAAGUACAAUUUGUCGUUUAUUUACGUGUUGGCUAACCGUGUUCAAGUUCAGGAUUUUAUUCGAAUGGUGUUUUCUGGAGUUAUGCAUUCGUGAAGUAAUGUUUUUAUAUUUUGUAUUGCACUUAGUUGGGACUUGAUACGUGUGAGGAUUCCAUCUGUGGCUGAGGAUUGUAUUAUGGUCUACACGUCUUGCCUCCCUCUGCCUGCUGCGAUGUUGGCGCUUCGGCCAAAAUUCACAAACCUGGACUGAAUAUACACUUUUUUUUUGCUGAAAGAAGCGAGGAUCAAAUGGCCGUGAUUCUCACGACUGAAACACAGGAAUGCUUUUCGGUUGACACGACGACGCGCAGAGGGAAAGAAGGAAUAGCUGAUUGGGGUUUGGGUAGCAGCCGUAGUUUUAUUUUCAUUAUUGCAGCUUUUGAUUCUGCCUUAUUCCUGCGAACCGAAGCUGGGAUGGGAAAUGCUUAGUUCAAGUAAGAAAUCGGAGUAAUAGCCCCGACAUAUAUCCAAGUGCACUUGAGAGAGGAAGAGUGAGAGGAGUGGAAAUGAUUUUGUUAUUACCGCUCCUUCUCUCGGUCUUGCUGGAUGGAGCGGUGUGCCAGCUGCGCUUCUCUGUACCAGAGGAGCAAGAACACGGGACCGUCAUUGGGAAUAUCGCGGAGGAUUUGGGGUUGGACAUCACCAAACUUUCCGCCCGCCGCUUCCAGACUGUUGCCAGCUCGCGGAACCCUUACUUGGACGUGAACCUGGAGAACGGGAAUCUUUAUGUUAAGGAGAAAAUAGACCGGGAGGAGAUAUGCAGGCAGACAGUACCGUGCAACCUGCACCUCGAGGUGUUUCUGGAGAACCCGCUCGAGCUUUUCCGCGUGGAGAUCGAGGUGAUGGAUAUCAACGACAAUCCCCCCACUUUCCCCGAGACAGACAUCACUGUAGAAAUAACGGAAAGUGCCACCCCAGGUACCCGGUUCCCGGUGGAGAAUGCUUUCGACCCAGACGUCGGGACUAACGCGCUCAGCACCUACGCCAUAACGAACAAUAACUACUUUUACCUGGAUGUUCAGACACAGAGCGACGGGAACAAGUUUGCGGAGCUCGUGCUGGAAAAGCCGCUCGACCGGGAGCAGCAGGCGGUGCAUCGGUACGUACUCACGGCAGUGGACGGAGGCGUGCCACAACGGACUGGCACCGCGCUCCUGGUCGUUAAAGUCUUGGAUUCCAACGAUAACGCACCCAUCUUUGACCAGUCGGUGUACACGGUGAGCCUACGGGAGAAUUCACCGGUGGGCACGCUGGUUAUUCAGCUAAACGCCACUGAUAUAGAUGAAGGGCAGAACGGAGAGAUAGUGUAUUCAUUCAGUAACCACAACCCGGCGAGGGUAAAGGAUCUUUUUAAAAUCGAUGCCAGGACGGGGAGAAUAGAGGUGGCUGGGGAAGUGGACUAUGAGGAGAGUAGUACUCACCAGAUAUAUGUCCAGGCUAAAGACCUGGGAGCGAACGCAGUGCCCGCGCAUUGCAAAGUCAUGGUCAAACUGGUCGACGUUAACGACAACACACCGGAGAUCAGUUUCAGCACGGUGACCGAGUCUGUGAGCGAACAGGACGCCCCGGGCACCGUCAUAGCCCUCUUCAGCGUCACCGACCGGGACUCGGGCGACAACGGGCUGGUGAGCUGCGAGAUUUUGGGUGACGUUCCUUUCAAACUCAAAUCGUCAUUUAAAAACUACUACACCAUAGUAACGGAUGGACUAUUAGACAGAGAACACGCAGACUCAUACACAAUCACCGUUGUAGCCAAAGACCAGGGGCUCCCCUCCCUCGCCACGAGCAAAUCCAUCAAGGUGCAUGUUUCCGACGAGAACGAUAAUGCACCCCGCUUUACGCAGCCAGUUUACGACGUGUAUGUGACGGAGAAUAAUGUGCCAGGUGCUUUUAUUCACGCGGUGAGCGCCGCGGACCCUGACGUCGGUCCGAACGCCCUCAUUACCUACUCCAUAUUGGAGUGUGCCAUCCAGGGCAUGUCCGUCGACACCUAUGUGUCAAUCAACCAGGACACUGGUUAUCUUUAUGCGCUGCGCUCAUUCGACUAUGAACAGUUGAAAGAGUUUAGCUUUAUGGUACAAGCCAAAGACUCCGGGAGCCCAGAGCUCUCCUCCAACAGCACCGUUAAUGUCAUUAUUGUAGACCAGAAUGACAACGCGCCUUCGGUGAUAGCCCCGAUCGGUAAGAACGGCACCGCCAAAGAACACCUGCCGCGCUCCGCUGAGCCGGGCUACCUGGUCACGCGGGUUGUCGCCAUGGACGCAGAUGAUGGCGAGAACGCACGGCUCUCCUACAGCAUUCUGCGUGGCAAUGAGAUGGGCAUGUUCCGCAUGGACUGGCGGACGGGGGAGCUGCGUACAGCACGCCGUGUCUUCACCAAGCGCGACCCCCAGGGCUCCUACGACCUGCUGAUUGAGGUGAGGGACCACGGACAGCCACCGCUCUCCUCCUCGGCUAGCGUGACUGUCAUCCUGGUGGAUAGUGUGAUAGAUGGACGGAGUGGAGACCGAGGAGGAUCUUCAUCCAAGUCCAAAGAGACCUCUCUGGAUCUCACCCUCAUCCUCAUCAUCGCCUUGGGUGCCGUCUCCUUCAUCUUCCUCCUGGCUAUGAUCGUGCUGGCUGUGCGCUGCCAGAAAGACAAGAAGCUGGACCUGUACACGUGCCUCAUGGCGGGGGAGUGUUGCCUGUGCUGCAGCCCGUGUUGCUCGCGCCAGGCGCACAGCAGGAAACAGAAGAAGCUCAGCAAGUCGGACAUCAUGCUGGUCCAGAGUACCAACGUCACCACCGGUGUGGGCGCUGUGGGCCAGGUGCCUGUGGAGGAGUCUGGUGUCAGCGGGGUCGGGAUGGGCGGUGGGUUCGGUUCCCAUCAUCAGAACCAGAACUCCUACUGCUACCAGGUGUGUCUGACACCGGAGAGUGCUAAAACGGACCUGAUGUUCCUCAAACCAUGCAGCCCCUCGCGCAGCACCGACACGGACCACACCACCCCCUGCGGUGCCAUUGUGGCCGGGUACAGCGACCAGCAACCGGACAUCUUAUCCAACGGGAGCAUCCUCUCCAAUGAGGUAAGGGGCUGGGGUGAGCUGCAGAGAGUCAGUGUGGUUAUUAUGUCGACUGUGGCUGGAGACAGUACCAGCCAGUCAGCCAGUGAACCAGUGGCUCGUAGUCUGGCUGCCCCUCUCUACCUGGACAUCGCGGGCGACCCCGACAGCGAGCGAGCGUUGGGGAAACAGCGUCUCUCGGUAGCCAUCGGUGUCCUGGCGGGCGCCGCCGCAGUCAUCCUGGUCAUCCUCCUAGUGGUGAUGGCCCGCCAGUGCGGCGCCCAGGGCAAGAACGGAUACGAGGCCGGGAAGAAAGAACCAGAGGAGGACUUCUUUAGCCCUCAACCGGCCGUGCCACAAACCAGGGGAGGGACGUUGGACCGCGGACGGAAGCCCCGCAGGGACAAACGGAACGCAGGCGCUGGAGGAGCCGGAGCCGGUAAUAAAACUGAACGGCCACUCUACAGCGGCAUCGUCACGGUCAACGGGCUCCGUCGCCACGGCAACGACCACCACAUCGCCGACAUCGACGAUGACGACGAGGACGUGAGCAGCGCCAGCGAGAGGUUGGCAGCGAGGUACUGCGCGGUGGACGGAGACCCCGGGAGCCCACGCAUGGGCGCCAGGCAUCACCAGUCGAGCCCAGAUCUGGCCAGGCAUUAUAAGUCAAGCUCGCCGCUCCCCGCGGUACACCUCCAGCCCUACAGCCCCCCGGCCGAGGGGAAAAAGCACCAGGCCGUACAGGAGCUGCCCCCCUCUAACACCUUCGUGGGUUCUGGAGGGUCCAGUGGUAGUGGGGGAAGUGGGAACGCUGAUGCCAUGUCUCUGGGGUCAGACCAGUGUUCUGAGUAUGGAUCCCAAACAGGGAAUAAGUACAGCAAACAGGCGACCCUGCGGAGGGUGACGUUCUCCGUGGUCCCGGGGCCUCAGGACGGUGGUUGCUAUGACAGCUCUGCAGAGGACUCUGAGACCCCCAGCAGUAAGGGUUCCUCUGGACCCCGUGUGGGGGCGCUGUCUCUCCCCGAGGAGGGGUACGAGAGGACCACACCCGAGGGAAGUGUAGGAGAGGAGGAACAUGUGGAGAACGAUGCCAGACAGCUCCCAGACGUAGCCCUGACAGGGAAGUGCACAAGGGAGUGUGAUGAGUUUGGACACUCCGACACUUGUUGGAUGCCCGCCGCUGUCCGCCCGUCGCCUCGGCAACACCAGCGCCAGCGCCACGUCAGCGAGCCGCCCCGCCUGUCCACCUUCGCCUCCCCUGGCAACGACAACAACAAUAACCAUGACGACGAUGAUGAGGAAGAUAGUGACAGCGAGAGCGCCGGCAGCGCCGGGAGUUCCGAACCGGGCGUGGUCAGCGUGGGAGUCGGCGGAGGAGGUCAGAGGUUACCGUUAGCCAAUGGGGAUCCUCUCGGCAGCCUGGUGGGCGGAGACAGGAUGAACCGGAACAUGGGCGACCACAACCGGAACCUACUCAACCGCAAGAUGACGUCAGCGUCGUACGACACGUUCAGCUCCGCCGGGUUCGGGAGACGCCAUCACGAGGAGGAUAGGGGGGGUCAGGGCAGGGUCAACCCUCCGGAGGUUAUACCAUUAACGAGGAACGGGGACUACAAGACCACGUCGUGCCUCACGCUCUCCCGUAGAGAGGUCUACCUGUAAGAGCAGGAUGGAUGGAUCAGUCCACUGCUGCUGCACCCCUUUGCUGAUGGAAUGGAACAUUCCAUCCCUGUUUGUUCUGGUGGAAUGGAACAGUCCACUUCUAGACAUUGGAAUGAAAUGGUCCAUUUCUGUUGUAGUUUUUUUGUUGAGAACUUUGACCAGCUGUGAAUAAUAACAAUAAUAACAAUAAUAACAAUAAUAACAACACCUAAAGAAGAGAGGACCGCUCAGUGGGUUUGUUUUGGAGACAAGACACCACACAACUACAGAACCACAAAAAGGACACUGGGAACUUAAACUCCAAGAAGAAACACCUAGAAGGUGUGAAUAAAAACAGAUAAAUGGUGUUAAUUAACUGAACCCCCCCCCCAAAAAAAAUACGAUUUAAUCGAAUCUGAACUUUUGGAAGCUAAAAAUGUCAUAUUUAUGUGUAUGGUGAGGAGGGAGAUGGAUCCAUGGAUCGCCUUGGGAAAGAGAGAGCAGUUCUGCUCUGGAGUCACGUACUGACUGACUUCAUCUAAUCUAAACUCUGGGUAGAAGUUUCUCUCAAAAAACAGAUCUAGGAUCAGUUUACUCUUCCCUGAAUCCUAACUUGAAGUAUUACAGGGAGCAACACAAUACUGAACUUAGAUCAGUGUCAAGUGUUAACUUCUUUCUUCUCUUUUAUAAAAAACUCUUUAAAGUGAAUCAGAUGCAUGUCUGACCUCCCACCAACAGGGGAAGCUGUGGGGGAGCUGUGGGGAGAUGGGAGAGAGAUGGAGGAACUGGGCCUGACGCCAUACACGCCUCAGGACCAAUGGGAACACUCGCUGAGGUGUAUGUGACCAAUAACAUUUGAUUUAAAGACUUAUAAUCGGUCAGAUCGGAAACUGACUAAUCGGCGAACGCGAUGAUGGGACGCCAUGGACGGUUUAACCAAUCAAACGAUAGGACCGAUGAGCCUGUCGUUAUAAAAGGAAUUUGAAUGGAUUUCAUGCUCAUCAAUCAAAUGUGAUUUAAACCUAAUCCACCAAUCAUCAUAUGGCAUUAUUGACAAGUAGCAUCGAGAUAUUAACCAACCAUACAACGAGGAUUAUCAGAAUCUAACCAAUCACGGACAAUAUAUUUUCAGUAACAACCAAUCGGAUUCUUUGGCGAAGACAAGGACUUAGGAAAAGAUAACUGAUUGAAAAAAAACCAUCAGGUAUUUUUGAAACAAAAAGCCUCGGAGGAAUGCAGACAAAUGUGACGUUUUUACAGAUCUGAGCUGGAAUCACUGGGAAUACGAGGUACCAGUAUCAGUGCCAACGUAUUCCAGCGUUUUCUAAUGGAAAAUGACAAUUUUUCUGUCUUUCUGCCUUCUCUUGCUGAGACUAGGGAAGCUAAGUUCUGGGAACGUUCACAAAACUCCAAGGUUUUUCAGAAAUCCUGGUUGGAGGAUGACGGAUUUCCUACCUAUUCCGAGGAAUCUUUUUUUUACCGGGAUUUCUGGGAAAUAAACCUGGGGGUUUUGGGGAACGUUAGCGUAAAUGUGCAACCCUAGUGGAGACUGUACAUAUGUUUAGACUGGCAGUGUUGCAGCACUGCCCUCCAUUCAUUAAGGCCAUUACAGACUACUCUACCGUGCUGACGACCAGUCACUUCAUUCAUUAUGUAUAUCAGAAUCCUCCCUCUCUCACACAAUGUAGUGAAACACACACACACACACAAUGUAGUGAAACACACACACACAAUGUAGUGAAACACACACACACAAUGUAGUGAAACACACACACACACAAUGUAGUGAAACACACACACACAAUGUAGUGAAACACACACACACAAUGUAGUGAAACACACACACACAAUGUAGUGAAACACACACACACAAUGUAGUGAAACACACACACACAAUGUAGUGAAACACACACACAACUACGCACACUCAGUGAAACCAUACACACACGACAUAGCCAUGCGACGUGCACACACACACACACACACACACACACACACACACACACACACACACACACACACACACACACACACACACACACACACACACACACACACACACACACACACACACACACACACACAAUGUAUCUACAUGCAUUUAACCAUACUUUUAACAUAUAACAUGUUGCCUCUGAAAACUAGCUUUUUGCCUGCUCCCCCCCCCCUGCCCCCCCCCUCCUCCUCAACCCCAUUUAUGUCAACAUGUAUUUAAAUAAGUAUUCAUCUUUCAACACCUUAAAGGGAUGUUUUGGUCUAUAUAGCGGCUUUACAUUAAUUAAAGGGAUGUUUAAAGGAUUCCUCUAACAGGACGUAGUAACUCAUAGGACAAACCAAAAUGUUUCGGGACAAAAAAAGAACUCGAACUCUUCUUCUUCUGCAUGAAAUAAAAACGGCUAUACGCUAAUUUGUUAUUUUUAGGGGGAGAAAACCAGACGCCUUCUUUUUGGAGAUAUUAUGCAUCUCUGAAAACAUGAUGUAUGUUUCUAUGUGUGUGUUUGUAUGUGAGGGCGAAGGAGAGAGGGAGAGAGGGAGAGAGGGAGAGAGAAGGAGAGAGGGAGAGAGGGAGAGAGGGAGAGAGAAGGAGAGAGGGAGAGAGGGAGAGAGAAGGAGAGAGGGAGAGAGGGAGAGAGGGAGAGAGAAGGAGAGAGGGAGAGAGGGAGAGAGAAGGAGAGAGGGAGAGAGAAGGAGAGAGGGAGAGAGAGCAUCAGUGUGUGAAGUCAUCACGAGGAGAGGAAGAGAGAGAAACCUUCAUCCCUCGGUGAGGUUAUUUGAGGUUAUUUGAGAUUAUUUGAGAUUAUUUGAGAUUAUUUGAGGUUAUUUGAGGUUAUUUGAGAUUAGUUGAGAUUAGUUGCUGUAGCAAUUUGAGAGAAAGUGAGAAUCUCCUCACGUUGAAGGGACGCGUGGAAGGACUGUAGAGUCCAGGGGCUACACCUUAGCAGUCUAAAGUAGCAUCCUCUCCUUGUCUCCUUUCUAAAAGGAAGCCAGAGUCGUCUACACCUUAUCAGUCUAAAGUAGCAUCAUCUCCUUGUCUCCUUCCUAAAAGGAAGCCAGAGUCGUCUACACCUUAGCAGUCUAAAGUAGCAUCAUCUCCUUGUCUCCUUUCUAAAAGGAAGCCAGAGUCGUCUACACCUUAGCAGUCUAAAGAAAGAUCACGCACCAUAUAAAUCAGUGACUUUAACUUCAGUUACACACUAACCACCUCUCAGGUAAGACUUGACACAAUGUGUACAGUAUGUCAUUUGUAAAGCAAGCCGCUGGGUUUCUACGUGAAAACAAAACCAUCAAUUCUCCCUUAGAAUUAGAAUUUAGUUCUAAUUCAAUCCCUUAGAAUUCAAUUUAGAAUUGAGUUCUAAUUCAAUCCCUUAGAAUUCGAUUUAGAAUUGAGUUCUAAUUUAAUCCCUUAGAAUUCGAUUUAGAAUUGAGUUCUAAUUCAAUCCCUUAGAAUUCGAUUAAGAAUUGAGUUCUAAUUCAAUCCCCCAGAAUGUGAGUUAGAAUUGAGUUGUAGUUCUAUGGUUCCCCGAUCUCUCUCUCUCCACUCUUCUCUAUGGUGUCACUGACCUUCUCAAACCCUCCGCCCUCUAACCUCUUGUCUCCCAACCUGCUGUCUCUGAAGCUCUGUGAUUGGUGGACUGGACUCAGCGGUGCGCUGAUGUGACAAUGGACGGAGGUUCUGUGUGGGUUCUAGUUCCAGAACGUUGGGUUCCAAGCCGGAAUGCUCGAAGGGGAUUGGUCUGUCUAUGCCAUAACCCUACCGGGUUUUCUAGCUCACCUUGAGCCACUGACAUACAGUACAUACUGUGUAGUAACCAUGACCACCCGGUCCCUGGACAUAUGGAAAUCAUGGAGCUGGAUUCCAACCCACAGGGUCUGGACUCAGGAGCUGAGUUAACCCCAACGGACCAGGAGAACUUUGCUACAAGAGACUCUGAGAACAAUGAUUUGUGUUAAUUACAAGACAGAUCUUUUCUUCCGGGAAGUCAAACUGCUGUUUUAAUGCAGAGUCUCGUACAGACAUCCUACCCUACUAGCAUACUACCCUACCUUUCCUUCCCCGGCCUGUCACAGACCUAUAGGAACAGUGUACAUGAAUCUGUGUCUGCGUACGGGAUGGCACCCUAGUCCCUAUAGAAGCCAUAUAGGGGGUCUGUCGUCAAAAGUCGGCUAAAAGUCGUGAAGUGUAUAGGGAUUAGGGUGCCAGUAGUGCACUAUGCAGGGAUUAGGGUGCGAUUUGGGAGGCUGGCAUUGUGUGGGAGUAUGUGUGUUUUAUAUACUGCACGUUUAAAGACAAUUUAAAUCACUUCUUCUUAGCCCUGUUAAAUGGGCCUGGAGAGAGAGAGGACAGGGUGAUAACAGGUCUGGAGAGAGAGAGAGAGGACAGGGUGAUAACAGGUCUGGAGAGAGAGAGAGGACCGGGUGAUAACAGGUCUGGAGAGAGAGAGAGAGAGAGGACAGGGUGAUAACAGGUCUGGAGAGAGAGAGGACAGGGUGAUAACAGGUCUGGAGAGAGAGAGAGAGGACAGGGUGAUAACAGGUCUGGAGAGAGAGAGAGGACAGGGUGAUAACAGGUCUGGAGAGAGAGAGGACAGGGUGAUAACAGGCCUGGAGAGAGAGAGAGGACAGGGUGAUAACAGGCCUGGAAAGAGAGAGAGAGAGGACAGGGUGAUAACAGGUCUGGAGAGAGAGAGAGAGAGAGAGGACAGGGUGAUAACAGGUCUGGAGAGAGAGAGAGAGAGGACAGGGUGAUAACAGGCCUGGAGAGAGAGAGAGGACUGGGUGAUAACAGGUCUGGAGAGAGAGAGAGAGGACAGGGUGAUAACAGGUCUGGAGAGAGAGAGAGGACAGGGUGAUAACAGGCCUGGAGAGAGAGAGGACAGGGUGAUAACAGGUCUGGAGAGAGAGAGAGAGAGAGGACAGGGUGAUAACAGGUCUGGAGAGAGAGAGGACAGGGUGAUAACAGGCCUGGAGAGAGAGAGAGGACAGGGUGAUAACAGGCCUGGAGAGAGAGAGAGAGGACAGGGUGAUAACAGGUUUGGAGAGAGAGAGAGAGAGGACAGGGUGAUAACAGGUCUGGAGAGAGAGAGAGAGGACAGGGUGAUAACAGGUUUGGAGAGAGCGAGAGAGGACAGGGUGAUAACAGGUCUGGAGAGAGAGAGAGGACAGGGUGAUAACAGGCCUGGAGAGAGAGAGGACAGGGUGAUAACAGGUCUGGAGAGAGAGAGAGAGAGAGGACAGGGUGAUAACAGGUCUGGAGAGAGAGAGGACAGGGUGAUAACAGGUCUGGAGAGAGAGAGAGAGGAAAGGGUGAUAACAGGCCUGGAGAGAGAGAGAGGACAGGGUGAUAACAGGUCUGGAGAGAGAGAGGACAGGGUGAUAACAGGCCUGGAGAGAGAGAGAGAGAGAGAGAGAGAGAGAGAGAGAGAGAGAGAGAGAGAGAGAGAGAGAGAGAGAGAGAGAGAGAGAGGACAGGGUGAUAACAGGCCUGGGGAGAGAGAGGACAGGGUGAUAACAGGUCUGGAGAGAGAGAGAGAGGACAGGGUGAUAACAGGUUUGGAGAGAGAGAGAGAGGACAGGGUGAUAACAGGUCUGGAGAGAGAGAGAGGACAGGGUGAUAACAGGCCUGGAGAGAGAGAGGACAGGGUGAUAACAGGUCUGGAGAGAGAGAGAGAGAGAGGACAGGGUGAUAACAGGUCUGGAGAGAGAGAGGACAGGGUGAUAACAGGUCUGGAGAGAGAGAGAGAGGACAGGGUGAUAACAGGCCUGGAGAGAGAGAGAGGACAGGGUGAUAACAGGUCUGGAGAGAGAGAGGACAGGGUGAUAACAGGCCUGGAGAGAGAGAGAGAGAGAGAGAGAGAGAGAGAGAGAGAGAGAGAGAGAGAGAGAGAGAGAGAGAGAGAGAGAGAGAGAGAGAGAGAGGACAGGGUGAUAACAGGCCUGGGGAGAGAGAGGACAGGGUGAUAACAGGUCUGGAGAGAGAGAGAGAGGACAGGGUGAUAACAGGUCUGGAGAGAGAGAGAGAGGUCAGGGUGAUAACAGGCCUGGAGAGAGAGAGGACAGGGUGAUAACAGGUCUGGAGAGAGAGAGAGGACAGGGUGAUAACAGGCCUGGAGAGAGAGAGGACAGGGUGAUAACAGGCCUGGAGAGAGAGAGGACAGGGUGAUAACAGGCCUGGAGAGAGAGAGAGAGAGAGAGAGGACAGGGUGAUAACAGGUCUGGAGAGAGAGAGAGAGGACAGGGUGAUAACAGGCCUGGAGAGAGAGAGAGGACAGGGUGAUAACAGGCCUGGAGAGAGAGAGAGAGGACAGGGUGAUAACAGGUUUGGAGAGAGAGAGAGAGAGGACAGGGUGAUAACAGGUCUGGAGAGAGAGAGAGAGGACAGGGUGAUAACAGGUUUGGAGAGAGAGAGAGAGGACAGGGUGAUAACAGGUCUGGAGAGAGAGAGGACAGGGUGAUAACAGGCCUGGAGAGAGAGAGAGGACUGGGUGAUAACAGGCCUGGAGAGAGAGAGGACAGGGUGAUAACAGGUUUGGAGAGAGAGAGAGAGAGGACAGGGUGAUAACAGGCCUGGAGAGAGAGAGAGGACAGGGUGAUAACAGGUCUGGAGAGAGAGAGAGAGGACAGGGUGAUAACAGGCCUGGAGAGAGAGAGAGAGGACAGGGUGAUAACAGGUCUGGAGAGAGAGAGAGGACAGGGUGAUAACGGGCCUGGAGAGAGAGAGGACAGGGUGAUAACAGGCCUGGAGAGAGAGAGAGAGAGAGAGAGAGAGAGGACAGGGUGAUAACAGGUCUGGAGAGAGAGAGAGAGAGGACAGGGUGAUAACAGGUCUGGAGAGAGAGAGAGAGAGGACAGGGUGAUAACAGGUCUGGAGAGAGAGAGAGAGGACAGGGUGAUAACAGGUCUGGAGAGAGAGAGAGAGGACAGGGUGAUAACAGGUCUGGAGAGAGAGAGGACAGGGUGAUAACAGGUCUGGAGAGAGAGAGAGGACAGGGUGAUAACAGGCCUGGAGAGAGAGAGGACAGGGUGAUAACAGGUCUGGAGAGAGAGAGAGGACAGGGUGAUAACAGGUCUGGAGAGAGAGAGGACAGGGUGAUAACAGGUGUGGAGAGAGAGAGAGGACAGGGUGAUAACAGGUCUGGAGAGAGAGAGAGGACAGGGUGAUAACAGGUCUGGAGAGAGAGAGAGGACAGGGUGAUAACAGGUCUGGAGAGAGAGAGAGGACAGGGUGAUAACAGGUCUGGAGAGAGAGAGAGGACAGGGUGAUAACAGGUCUGGAGAGAGAGAGAGGACAGGGUGAUAACAGGCCUGGAGAGAGAGAGGACAGGUGAUAACAGGCCUGGAGAGAGAGAGAGAGAGAGGACAGGGUGAUAACAGUUCUGGAGAGAGAGAGAGAGGACAGGGUGAUAACAGGCCUGGAGAGAGAGAGAGGACUGGGUGAUAACAGGUUUGGAGAGAGAGAGAGAGGACAGGGUGAUAACAGGUCUGGAGAGAGAGAGAGAGGACCGGGUGAUAACAGGCCUGGAGAGAGAGAGAGGACAGGGUGAUAACAGGUCUGGAGAGAGAGAGAGGACAGGGUGAUAACAGGUCUGGAGAGAGAGAGAGAGAGAGAGGACAGGGUGAUAACAGGUCUGGAGAGAGAGAGGACAGGGUGAUAACAGGCCUGGAGAGAGAGAGAGGACAGGGUGAUAACAGGCCUGGAGAGAGAGAGAGGACAGGGUGAUAACAGGUCUGGAGAGAGAGAGAGGACAGUGUGAUAACAGGCCUGGAGAGAGAGAGAGGACAGGGUGAUAACAGGCCUGGAGAGAGAGAGAGAGGACAGGGUGAUAACAGGUCUGGAGAGAGAGAGAGAGGACAGGGUGAUAACAGGUCUGGAGAGAGAGAGAGGACAGGGUGAUAACAGGUCUGGAGAGAGAGAGAGAGAGAGGACAGGGUGAUAACAGGUCUGGAGAGAGAGAGAGGACAGGGUGAUAACAGGUCUGGAGAGAGAGAGGACAGGGUGAUAACAGGUCUGGAGAGAGAUAGAGGACAGGGUGAUAACAGGUCUGGAGAGAGAGAGAGGACUGGGUGAUAACAGGUCUGGAGAGAGAGAGAGGACAGGGUGAUAACAGGUCUGGAGAGAGAGAGAGGACAGGGUGAUAACAGGUCUGGAGAGAGAGAGAGGACAGGGUGAUAGCAGGCCUGGAGAGAGAGAGAGAGGACAGGGUGAUAACAGGUCUGGAGAGAGAGAGGACAGGGUGAUAACAGGCCUGGAGAGAGAGAGAGAGGACAGGGUGAUAACAGGUCUGGGGAGAGAGAGAGAGAGUGGACAGGGUGAUAACAGGUCUGGAGAGAGAGAGAGGACAGGGUGAUAACAGGUCUGGAGAGAGAGAGGACAGGGUGAUAACAGGUUAAUGACGUCUUAAAGAGAUAUUUCCAUUCAACCGGUUUAGGACUUUAAUUUUGAAAGGUGACACCUCGGAAUGAAUCCUAAAUGUUACCCUAUAUAGUGCACUACUUAUGACCAGGACUGUGGCCAAAGUAGUGCACUAUAUAGGGAAUAGGGUGCCUUUUGAACUCCUGAUUGGUCGAUUACCUAAUAGCCAUCUAUAGAACCAUAAGAACUACCCAGUAGAACCGAGGAACCCGUAGAACACGCAGAACAGCGAACAAUGUUCAUAACAGAGAAAAAGGCAUGUUUUACCUGUUUCAAUUUUGCAUUAAAAAAAAAACUUUAAAAACUAAAAACAUUUUUUUUCCUCUUGAUUUUCUCUUUUUUUAUUAUUUAUCUGUUUGCUGCUCUAUUAUUAGCUGGGAUUCAUUAAUUAUUCAACUAAAUGCAUUUGCUAAUGAUUACGAGGAUGAGGUGUGCUUCCAGAAAUGGUACCCUAUUCCUUAUUAAGUGGACAAUAGAGGGCCCUGGUCAACAGUAGUGGACAAUAGAGGGCCCUGGUCAACAGUAAUGGACUAUAGAGGACCCCGAUCAACAGUAGUGGACUAUAGAGGGCCUUGGUCAACAGUAGUGGACUAUAGAGGGGCCUGGUUAACGGUAGUGGACUAUAGAGGGCCCUGAUCAACAGUAGUGGACUAUAGAGGGCCCUGGUCAACAUUAGUGAACUAUAGAGGGCCCUGGUCAACAGUAGUGGACUAUAGAGGGCCCUGGUCAACAGUAGUGGACUAUAGAGUGCCCUUGGCAACAGUAGUGGACUAUAGAGGGGCCUGGUCAACAGUAGUGGACUAUAGAAGGCCCUGGUCAACAUUAGUGAACUAAAGAGGGCCCUGGUCAACAGUAGUGGACUAUAGAGGGCCCUGGUCAACAGUAGUGGACUAUAGAGGGCCCUGGUCAACAGUAGUGGCUUAUAGAGGGGCCUGGUCAACAGUAGUGGACUAUAGAGGGCCCUGGUUAACAGUAGUGGACUAUAGAGGGCCCUGGUCAACAGUAGUGGACUAUAGAGGGCCCUGGUCAACAGUAGUGGACUAUAGAGGGCCCUGGUCAACAGUAGUGGACUAUAGAGGGCCCUGGUCAACAGUAGUGGACUAUAGAGGGCCCUAGUCAACAGUAGUGGACUAUAGAGGGCCCUGGUCAACAGUAGUGGACAAUAGAGGGCCCUGGUCAACAGUAGUGGACAAUAGAGGGCCCUGGUCAACAGUAGUGGACUAUAGAGGGCCCUGGUUAACAGUAGUGGACUAUAGAGGGCCCUGGUCAACAGUAGUGGACUAUAGAGGGCCCUGGUCAACAGUAAUGGACUAUAGAGGGCCCUGGUCAACAGUAGUGGACUAUAGAGGGCCCUGGUCAACAGUAGUGGACUAUAGAGGGCCCUGGUCAACAGUAGUGGACUAUAGAGGGCCCUGGUCAACAUUAGUGGACUAUAGAGGGCCCUGGUCAACAGUAGUGGACUAUAGAGGGCCCUGGUCAACAGUAGUUCACUAUAGAGGGCCCUGGUCAACAGUAGUGGACUAUAGAGGGCCCUGGUCAACAGUAGUUCACUAUAGAGGGCCCUGGUCAACAGUAGUGGACUAUAGAGGGCCCUGGUCAACAGUAGUGGACUAUAGAGGGGCCUGGUCAACAGUAGUGGACUAUAGAGGGCCCUGGUCAACAGUAGUGGACUAUAGAGGGCCCUGGUCAACAGUAGUGGACUAUAGAGGGCCCUGGUCAACAGUAGUGGACUAUAGAGGGCCCUGGUCAACAGUAGUGGACUAUAGAGGGCCCUGGUCAACAGUAGUGGACUAUAGAGGGCCCUGGUCAACAGUAGUGGACUAUAGAGGGCCCUGGUCAACAGUAGUGGACUAUAGAGGGCCCUGGUCAACAGUAGUGGACUAUAGAGGGCCCUGGUCAACAGUAGUGGACUAUAGAGGGCCCUGGUCAACAGUAGUGGACUAUAGAGGGCCCUGGUCAACAGUAGUGGACUAUAGAGGGCCCUGGUCAACAGUAGUGGACUAUAGAGGGGCCUGGUUAACGGUAGUGGACUAUAGAGGGCCCUGAUCAACAGUAGUGGACUAUAGAGGGAAAAGGGUCCCAUUUCAGUCACAGCCAAGGAGUUGUUGUUAUAGAACGGUUUCAUGAUGAUGAUGAUGAUGAUGGUGUGUAAAAGUUUGACUUUGACAUUAAAAGCUCCUUGAAACAUUUUAAAA
Salvelinus fontinalis (brook trout) is the source of this 15653-nucleotide messenger RNA. Its product is annotated as protocadherin-10-like. Gene Ontology annotation, molecular function: calcium ion binding. Bases 873 to 5069 code for a protein of 1398 amino acids. The record is from RefSeq and is a predicted model, not a curated record. The transcript has 6 exons. Gene Ontology annotation, biological process: homophilic cell-cell adhesion. Gene Ontology annotation, cellular component: plasma membrane. Lineage: Eukaryota; Metazoa; Chordata; Actinopteri; Salmoniformes; Salmonidae.